Molecule: messenger RNA, 330 nt
Organism: Daldinia loculata
Lineage: Eukaryota; Fungi; Ascomycota; Sordariomycetes; Xylariales; Hypoxylaceae
Exons: 3
Coding region: 1-330 (109 amino acids)
Source: RefSeq, a predicted model, not a curated record
AUGGCGACCAAGACAAGCGAAAAGGUGCUCAUCACCGGGAUGUGUCUUCUCACUACCCUCAACCUCGCAACCCACUACCAGAACGAGAAGAGGGAAAUAGCCCGAGCAGAAGCCGAUGCUCGAAGGGAGCAGCGUGUUACGUUGCGAAAAACCUGCAUGACGGCCACCCGUCAGAUGCAUAGACUUGCUCAUCAGCUUCGCCAUAUGAGGGAUAUGUCGCCGUACAGCCAGGAGUUUAAGACCGCGUUUGAGAAGCUGGGGCGUAUUGCGAGGGAUAUUGGGGAUAAGGGUGAUGAGGGCGGGAAGAUUAAAAAUGACGGUGGUAAGUGA